This is a messenger RNA of Peronospora matthiolae, 588 nucleotides long. NCBI's taxonomy places the organism in Eukaryota, Oomycota, Peronosporomycetes, Peronosporales, Peronosporaceae. The record is from the annotation of a GenBank genome assembly.
AUGGAUGAUGCUAUGCGUCGUAGCAUAUUUGGUUCAUCUGAUGAAUCAGAUGAACCAUCGCCGAAGCGAAAGCGCUCGAGGUCGCGAGACUCGGACGCUAACAGUGGUGUCGGUUCUCCUAUUGACACCACUUCACAGCGAGGUGCCAGUACUUCUGUCGGCACGUCGCAGGAAGAUCGGAACCGCAGUGUGUUGCGUCUCGCUCCUGAAAAGAAGGCAUGGAUGCCUCCUAAAUCCGUCAUGGAUCACUUGUCGGCGACGACGAGUGAUCGUUAUCGAACACGGCUGUUCGAUUUUUCAAGGAUCCAUCACCUUGACCCCAGUGCGAAAGACUAUCGCGCUGAGAACGAGUUCUUCAUCGAUGCUUUCUUCAAACAUCGAUGGUACAGUGGGAAUCACAAACGUGAUGGUCCCUCACUGCUUCAAGCGUGGAACGCUUACAUCCAUAACCUUGAGGAUGUAGGUCGUGACGCUUGGAACGACAAACUAAUCAAAUCUCGUGAUAAGUUUGAGAAGAGAACCCCGACAUGUGCACGCUACAAGCUGUAUCGUCUGUCAAGGGAGAAAGGAUUACCCUGUCUCUCCUAG